Molecule: messenger RNA, 765 nt
Organism: Botrytis deweyae
Lineage: Eukaryota; Fungi; Ascomycota; Leotiomycetes; Helotiales; Sclerotiniaceae
Exons: 4
Coding region: 1-765 (254 amino acids)
Biological process (GO): regulation of DNA-templated transcription
Molecular function (GO): zinc ion binding; DNA-binding transcription factor activity, RNA polymerase II-specific
Source: RefSeq, a predicted model, not a curated record
AUGUUACCGUCUACAGCAACCAUAAUGUCUGCACCGUCGCAGGCUGAAUCACCAAGAGAACGGAUCGCUGCUGUACCUAGAUCAAGGGCAGGCUGCGAACCAUAUGUUCUCUUAUGCAUAGCUGACCAGUCAUUCUGUGCAAGUAAGUCCCACUUCUAUAACUUCAUGUUCACACUUGUUGAUGUUAUAGUCUUGGAUAGAUCCCGUCAUGUUAAAUGCGACGAGUCAAACCCUAUAUGUCAAAAAUGCCUAGUGGGCGGAUUAGUUUGUAUUUAUCAAUCGCUUGUCGGUCCAAGAAAAGGAACACUUCACAGAAAGAUAGCGCCAAAAAGAAAAAUUGCUCAAUAUCAAUACUUUGAGUUCUUCAAGAAUAAAAAUGCAUCGCUUCUUUCAGGCUACUUCGAUACGGAUUUCUGGGAGCGACUUGUACUUCAAUUGUGCCACCAAAAGGAAUUUGUCAAACAUGCUGUCGUCGCUUUAGGAUCACUUGCGAGAAACAUGGAAGUGGAUUUCGAUUCUCCGUUAUCCAACAACACUCGACAUACAGCUCCCUCUGAGCAUUAUCUGUUCGCUUUGAGAGAGUAUUCAAAAUUUCUACGUCUGGCAAGACGGAACACAAAUAAAGUUGUGGAAUUAGAUAGGUUACAAAGUAUACUUGUCUCAUGUGUCUUGACCAGUAUUUUCGAGUUGUAUCAAGGUCGUCAAGAAGCUUCUAUCAAAAUCGUCGUAUCAGGCCUCAAAAUUGUAUCUAGUGUUAGAGAAUAA